AUCAAAAGCAGACAUCCAGCUCGUCUGUGUUCAGUGGCUUUACCGGCAGCGUCCUUCUCUCAGUCAACAUGACUUGUGUCAGCGAUCUCCCAAACGUUCUACCAGCUGUGCUGAUAUGGUUAAUGAGUUUUAAGAGUUGCUUGUCUCAACAUGAAGAGAAUACAACUAUCUACCCGGACAAAAUCAGCUCCAUGAUUGACCCAGACAACAGCUCCAUAAACGACCCAGACUAUAACAGCUCCAUGAACUACCCAGACUAUAACAGCUCCAUGAACUACCCAGACUAUGACGACUUUUUCUGUGUGAAGAAAUCCAACCGCCAGUUCCGCUCCUGGUUCAUGCCUACCUUCUACUCCAUCAUCUGCUUCCUGGGGCUGACGGGGAAUCUACUGGUCAUCCUCACCUACUUCUACUUCAAGCGUAUCAAGACCAUGACAGACGUGUACCUGCUCAACCUGUCCUUUGCGGACCUGCUCUUUGCUGUGUCGCUCCCCUUUUGGGCGGCCAACUGCAUGGUAGAAUGGGUGCUGGGCCUGGCGUUGUGCAAAGCCAUGCACACCAUUUACAAGGUCAGCUUGUACAGCAGCAUGUUCAUUCUCUCUUUCAUCAGCGUGGAGCGCUACUUCGUCAUCGCCAAGGCAGUCACCGCUCACCGCUACCGCUCCCGGGCAGUGUUUCUGGGCAAGGUGUCAUCAGCUGCCAUCUGGGUGAUGGCACUGAUCUUCUCAAUACCAGAAAUGAGGUACACCACAAUAAAUAACAACACCUGCACCCCUUACUCCAGCAAUUCUGACAAGCUGCGUGUCAGCAUCCAAGCGAGCCAGAUUGUUUUGGCUUUUGCCUUCCCGCUCCUGAUAAUGAGCAUCUGUUACAGCAGUAUUGUUCAGACCCUUUCCAAGGCUCGUAGCUUUGAACGCAAUAAGGCCAUCAAGGUGAUUCUUGCUGUGGUAGCCGUCUUCCUGGUCUGCCAAGUGCCUUAUAACCUGGUCUUAUUUGUGAACACAGUCGUCACAGCACAAGGAGGAACCACAGACUGCAGCUAUGACAACAGUCUCCUCUAUGCCACCGAUGUCACCCAGUGCGUGGCCUUCCUGAGAUGCUGCCUGAACCCCUUCGUCUACGCCUUCAUCGGUGUGAAGUUUCGUCAUGACCUCCUGAAGCUACUGAAGGACUUGGGUUGCAUGAGCCAGGGGAGGUUCUUCAGCUACAUCUACGGCAGAAGGAGGAGCUCAGGGGCCACCGACACUGAGACCACCACCACCUUCUCUCCUUAAAGCUCUUUCAGCACGGACAACCGCCUAUUCACACCUGCAGACCACACAGUGGACUGUUGAACAUUAGGAUACAAGUCUCAAGUAAAAAACAUACAGUAUGUUGCAUGUACAUAGCAGAAGUUAUUAUAUAAAUGACAAUUGUGUGAG
Messenger RNA from Cottoperca gobio, 1421 nucleotides. RefSeq names its product chemokine (C-C motif) receptor 7 (gene ccr7). The record is from RefSeq and is a predicted model, not a curated record. The transcript has 3 exons. NCBI's taxonomy places the organism in Eukaryota, Metazoa, Chordata, Actinopteri, Perciformes, Bovichtidae. Gene Ontology annotation, cellular component: membrane; external side of plasma membrane. The coding region runs from base 69 to 1274 and encodes 401 amino acids. Gene Ontology annotation, molecular function: C-C motif chemokine 19 receptor activity; chemokine (C-C motif) ligand 21 binding; chemokine (C-C motif) ligand 19 binding. Gene Ontology annotation, biological process: positive regulation of cytosolic calcium ion concentration; immune response; cell chemotaxis.